AAGACGGCAGCGCCCUCAACUUUAGUGAGUUGGCGAAAGCGAGAGCGGUUCCCUUUUGCCUCUUGUGGCUUAGUGGUAUCCAAAGUUGCCUCCUUGGCCAGAGUUCUUGCUUUCCUCUCCUCGCCAGCGUUCAUUCAACUUUCCCGCCCCCGUACGCGAAUGAGAUCAAUCCACAGAGAGCUUUGUUUUCCGUACAAGAAGAAGAGAGGAGGGAAGAAGAAGAAGAAGAGCAAUUGGUGACGAUGAAUUCCAAGGCGCGGGCGUCGUUGCCGGCCAUGAAAGCUUCCCUGAAGCGCGAUAAAGGAAUCUGCAAGGAGAGGAAGGUUGAGAUGCAGGGGAAUGGAUCGAUGAUCAUAGCAAAUGGACCCAACAGAUGCCAAUCCAGGAGAGAGAGGAAGAUUGCUCUGCAGCGAGAUGUUGAUAAGCUUAGGAAGAAGCUAAGGAAGGAAGAGAGUGUCCACAGCGCCUUGGAGAGGGCUUUCACGAGACCUCGGGGCGCUCUUCCUCGCCUUCCACCAUAUUUGCCUUCACAUACACUAGAACUUUUGGCUGAAGUAGCUGUUUUAGAAGAAGAGGUGGUUCGCCUUGAAGAACAGGUGGUGAACUUUCGGCAAGGCCUCUAUCAGGAAGCUAUCUACAGCUCAUCCUGCAAGAAAUCCAAGAAAUUAGGAUAUGACGUUCACCCCCUUACUCGAUACUCCAAAACCUUGGAGCAACCACAAUUCAUGAAAGGGUCAACCUCGACACAGUGGUCUUUAAACAUGGACCAAAAUAUGCCUUCCUCUAAUAAGUUUGUUUAUGGCAAAUUUGCACCAAACAAGAUGAAUUCAUCCAUAUCCAUUACUGAAAGUCAGCAAGGAAAAGAGAAUCAAUUAAGAACUAAUAUUGGUAAGAACUGUAAACAGACUCCAGUUAAGAGAGAUAUAAAAAUAGCAGCAGCUACUUUGGGAAACAGGCAGGUGGAUGCACAGCCAAAGUGUGAUGCUUUGGAUCAUGAAAGAACUGAAAAGAACUCAAGGAGGUUGUCAGAUGAAGCAAUAUUAAACCAGUCCAGUGCUCCGAAGGAAGCAACAUUAUGUGAGUCAAGUGGCCCAAACAAACUAUCCGAGGACAUCUUGAAGUGCCUGAUGAACAUAUUGUCACGGAUGAGCUCUCCAGGGAACACAAAAGAGCUUCUGGAGACAUCUCCUGUAUCAUAUUGUAGUGCAAGUUUGGAAGAAACAGAUUCUCUAGACCCAUAUGGUAUCUGUGCAGAAUUUGGAAAAAGGGAUAUCGGGCCAUAUAAGCAUUUGCGAGCAGUUGAAGCAAGCUCAAAAUUUCCAAACCUCCUGUCGAGUUGUUCAUUUUUUACAUGUAGACUGAAAUGUUUGCUCAGAGAACUUGCAUCAGCAGAUUUAUCAAAUCUCACACAUCAGCAGAAGAUUGCAUUCUGGAUUAACAUUUACAAUUCAUGCAUGAUGAAUGCAUUUCUCAAGAAAGGCAUUCCUGCAAGUCCUGAGAUUAUUAUCGCGCUGAUGCUAAAGGCUGUGAUUAAUGUGGGUGGUCACUUGCUCAAUGCAAUGACAAUUGAACAUUUCAUAUUGAGGCUUCCCUACAGUUUGAAACAUGUCUGCCCUAAGGGAUCUAAAAGCGAUCAUGUCACGGUGCGAGGCUUAUUUGGAUUGGAAUGGCCGGAACCCUUGGUUACAUUUGCACUUUCAUGUGGGAGCUGGUCAUCCCCUGCUGUGAGAGUAUACACUGCAGCCCAAGUUGAUAAAGAGUUAGAAAGAGCCAAGAGGGAUUAUUUGCAAGCAGCCGUCGGUAUAUGCACACCAAACAAACUGGCAAUUCCUAAGUUGCUUGAUUGGUACCUUCGUGAUUUCGCAAAAGAUGUGGAGUCAUUAAUGGAUUGGAUCUGCUUGCAACUGCCAGAUGAGUUGAGGACUGAAGGAAUUAAAUGCCUAGAGGUGGCCAGAAGAAGUCCAAUUCCACAGCCAAUUCAAGUUCUUCCUUAUGAGUUCAGAUUCAGGGACCAAAAUAUUCAAUUUGUCUCGGAUAACAAUUCAGAACUUUGAUUGAUCAUGUGUUGUUAUUGGGCCUCUUCUUUCUUUUCUUGCUUGUUAAACUACUGGUUGGAUACAUUCUGUGUAAUGCUCUGAGAGGGGAAGCAACCGCUGGAGAGUCCAAGACAUGAAUGCAUGCUUCGACAAGGACUUCAAAAGGAAGGAGGCAGCAGACAUAGAGGAAGGCUGCUUUUGAAAAGAGGAAAGGCUUCACACGGCCAUGGGACACAGCCAGCUCUCUUUGUUGUUGGCCGACUCCCAUCUCAACAAUGACACAGCAACCGGAAUGGGAAAGAGAAAGGUGUACGAAGCUACAACUGUUUUCUCUCACCUUGACGAAGUGGCUCGCUCUGUUCAUCAACAAUGAUGAAUCAUGAACAAAUUUGUUUGCUCGUUUACAGUUGCAUCUUACCAUCUUACUCAAAUGUAUGCCUGUUCUCUGUGUUUCCUUGUCCAUAAGAACACGCACGGGACAUGGAACAACAAUGUCUAAGAUCUUCUGG
This is a messenger RNA of Musa acuminata AAA Group (dessert banana), 2545 nucleotides long. RefSeq lists its product as uncharacterized. The coding region runs from base 243 to 2054 and encodes 603 amino acids. The transcript has 12 exons. The record is from RefSeq and is a predicted model, not a curated record. NCBI's taxonomy places the organism in Eukaryota, Viridiplantae, Streptophyta, Magnoliopsida, Zingiberales, Musaceae.